Molecule: messenger RNA, 1739 nt
Organism: Tuber melanosporum (Perigord truffle)
Lineage: Eukaryota; Fungi; Ascomycota; Pezizomycetes; Pezizales; Tuberaceae
Exons: 2
Coding region: 171-1739 (522 amino acids)
Biological process (GO): tRNA processing
Molecular function (GO): tRNA (uracil(54)-C5)-methyltransferase activity, S-adenosyl methionine-dependent
Source: RefSeq, a predicted model, not a curated record
CGCGCCCCCACUCCGAUAGAUAGCGACAAAGAGGGGAAACUCGCCGGCGCAUGAUCAAACGAUAUCUCCGGCCUCCAAGCCUUAAAUCGUCCUUUCUCAGGACUAUCCCAACUCCUUCUCGAUACUUUAAGUCAACUGUCGCCUACGCCCCACCCCAGGCUUGGUCAAAGAUGUCUGCCCCACUUCCACCACCUCCAGGCCCUUCAAAUACUCGUCCUCAAUUCCGCCAACAUGACGGAGGUUCUCCUCGAAACCAAAAACGCCGCCGGCUAGAAAGGGCCCCGAAGCCCGUCAAAGAAGGCGGGGCAGAAGAGGUUCUCCAAACAGACAUUUCUUCCCUAAUGUCGGCUUUGGGUCUCACACGCCCAGAAAAGCCCUUCCCAGAACAGGGCCUCCCUCCGAUAUCCAGCGAGAUAGAGCUCACCAUAAAAAUGCUCUCGUCUACUGGUGAUGGUCUAGCAGAGCAUAGUGGGCGAAUAUACGUGGUCCCGUUCUCUAUUCCCGGGGACAUCAUCACAGCAAAAGUAAUCCGACACACGACUACCCAUUCAAUAACCGACUUCCUCUCUGUAAAGAGCCCCUCUCAGGAUCGCGAUGAUUCACUCAUUGGCUGCAAGUACUUCAACACCUGCUCUGGCUGUCAGUUCCAGAUGCUUCCAUACGCAAAGCAGUUGGAACAUAAACGAAACGUGAUUCUAAAGGCUUACGACAACUUUUCCAAUCUUGAUCCGAAACUUUUGCCAGGCAUUGGAGAUACAGUCGGAAGCCCGCUGCAGUACAGCUACCGGACAAAAUUGACACCACACUUUGACGGUCCGCGCAGAGGAGGAUUUAAAGCUGGGGCUCCGACACCAGAUAUUGGUUUCAUGAUUAAAGGUCGGAGACAAGUGUUAGAUAUUGAAGAUUGCCCAAUCGGAACGGAUAUUUUAAGGAAAGGGAUCAAAACCGCUAGGAAGUAUGUAGAGGAGAACCUCCAUACCUACAAACGCGGCGCUACCAUACUACUCCGAGAAAGUACAACCAGGAGGCCAAGAGAGGAAGGUGAAGAAGGAAAUACGAAAUGGGUUGAGGAGAAGGAAUGUAUCACGGACAACAAUGCUCAAACUACAGAAUACAUCGGGGAUUACAAGUUUGUGAAUCCAGCUGGGGCUUUCUUCCAGAAUAAUAACUCUAUACUGCCAGCUCUGCACUACCCAGUACUCACCACCUCUCCCGACGGCACCAGAACUACUAUUUCUACCUCUCCGAAGUACCUAGUAGAUGCCUAUUGUGGAAGUGGCCUCUUUACAAUCCUCUGUGGCAAGAACCUAACAAGCGUAAUUGGGGUGGACAUCGCAGCCGACAGCAUAGCCUAUGCAAGUUCUAACGCAGCUGCAAACAACAUCGAAAACGCCCGUUUUAUAGCUGGCAACGCAGAAACGAUUUUCGAAUCAAUAGACUUUCCUAGCACCGAAACGAGCGUGAUUAUCGAUCCCCCGAGAAAGGGUUGUGAUAAGCCGUUUCUAGACCAACUCCUGGAAUUUAAACCGAAGAGAGUGGUUUACGUUAGCUGCAAUGUCCAUACUCAAGCGAGGGACUUGGGGUAUAUACUAAAUGGGAAGGGCAGUGGCUAUAGAGUUGAUGAAAUUCGCGGAUUUGACUUUUUUCCGCAAACACAUCAUGUUGAAGGAGUUGCCAUUCUCACAUGGAUUGGCGAGGAAGGGAUUGCAAGCCUCCCAGAGGAUGUUAAUAAUGGAUAA